Molecule: messenger RNA, 3736 nt
Organism: Populus trichocarpa (black cottonwood)
Lineage: Eukaryota; Viridiplantae; Streptophyta; Magnoliopsida; Malpighiales; Salicaceae
Product: kinesin-like protein KIN-5D
Exons: 23
Coding region: 326-3499 (1057 amino acids)
Biological process (GO): microtubule-based movement
Molecular function (GO): plus-end-directed microtubule motor activity; ATP binding; microtubule binding
Source: RefSeq, a predicted model, not a curated record
AAAUCCACAAUUUACUCUUCUUCAGAUUCUCACUCUAUCUCUUCCUUCUUUCCUCUUAUUUUAGCCUCUUAUCAUAAAUCUAAACAAAUUAAAUAAAAAAACUCUGGAAUAUUCACACACUCUCUCUAUCCGGCAUUGCUGUAGAGAAUAAUAAUAAUAAUUGUUAUAAUACUGAAUUUCUUCAUCGAAAGGCAGGCAGGCCGGCUUUUGUGCCAAAGUCUUUGAUUUUUUGGAGUAGUAUAGAGAGAGGGAGUUGGUCAGCGGCAGCUGAGAGAGUGAAAUUGAAGUGAAUCAGGGGAAGAGGGAUUAGUGAUUGAAGAGGUAAAUGGAUUCUUCAUCACAGCAGAGAAGAGGAGGGGGUAUAGUUUCGCAGUCGCCAUCACCAUCGCCAUCGCAAACUCCGCGGUCGACUGAUAAGGCAGCAAGAGAUCUGCGAUCUGGGGAUUCCCAUUCCAACUCCAGCACUAAACAGGAUAAAGAAAAGGGUGUCAAUGUGCAGGUCAUAGUGCGUUGCAGGCCACUGAGUGAGGAUGAGCUGAGGGUUCACACACCGGUGGUGAUUUCUUGUAAUGAGGGUAGAAGGGAAGUGUCAGCGGUUCAGAAUAUUGCUAACAAGCAGAUUGAUAGAAACUUUCUAUUUGACAAGGUUUUUGGCCCAGCAUCCAAACAAAAGGAGUUGUAUGAUUCGGCAGUGUCUCCAAUUGUGUAUGAAGUUCUCGAAGGUUAUAACUGCACCAUCUUUGCAUAUGGUCAAACAGGAACAGGGAAGACAUACACAAUGGAAGGAGGAGCAAGAAAAAAGAAUGGAGAAUUUCCAAGUGAUGCCGGUGUUAUACCAAGAGCAGUCAAACAGAUUUUUGAAAUAUUAGAAGCUCAAAAUGCAGAGUAUAACAUGAAAGUGACCUUCUUAGAGUUGUACAAUGAGGAAAUAUCAGAUCUUUUGGCCCAAGAAGAAACUUCAAAACUUAUAGAUGACAAAUCUAAGAAACCCAUAGCUCUAAUGGAAGAUGGAAAAGGGGGUGUUUUUGUGAGAGGCUUGGAAGAAGAGAUAGUAUGUACUGCUAAUGAAAUUUACAAAAUCUUGGAUAAGGGUUCUGCUAAAAGGCGCACAGCUGAGACUCUUCUUAACAAGCAAAGUAGUCGCUCUCACUCAAUAUUUUCCAUCACCAUUCACAUUAAAGAAUGUACUCCCGAGGGGGAAGAGAUGAUCAAAUGUGGAAAGCUGAAUCUUGUUGAUCUUGCUGGUUCUGAGAAUAUUUCUCGUUCUGGUGCUCGAGAGGGGAGAGCAAGGGAAGCAGGGGAGAUCAAUAAAAGUUUGCUCACACUUGGUCGUGUGAUCAAUGCUCUUGUUGAGCAUUCUGGUCAUGUUCCAUAUAGGGAUAGCAAGCUAACCAGGCUAUUGAGGGAUUCACUGGGUGGGAAAACAAAGACAUGCAUAAUUGCCACGAUAUCACCCUCUAUUCAUAGUCUGGAAGAAACACUCAGCACUCUUGAUUAUGCACACCGUGCCAAAAAUAUAAAGAACAAACCAGAGAUAAAUCAAAAGAUGAUGAAAUCUGCAAUGAUCAAGGAUCUGUAUUCUGAAAUUGACCGACUGAAGCAAGAGGUAUAUGCUGCAAGAGAGAAAAACGGAAUCUAUAUACCGCGAGAUCGUUAUCUCCAAGAUGAGGCUGAAAAGAAGGCAAUGGCUGAAAAAAUAGAACGCAUGGAACUUGUAUCGGAAUCCAAGGACAAACAAUUUUUGGAGAUCCAGGAACUCUACAAUUCACAGCUACAUUUGACAGCAGAUUUAAGCGAGAAACUCGAUAAAACUGAGAAAAAGCUCGAGGAAACUGAAAAUUCAUUAGUGGAUCUUGAAGAAAAACACAGACAAGCAAAUGUAACUAUAAAGGAGAAGGAAUUUUUUAUAUCUAAUCUCCUUAAAUCUGAGAAAGGACUAGUUGAGCGUGCAUUUGAGCUUCGAUCAGAGCUAGAAAAUGCUGCAUCAGACGUGUCCAGUUUAUUUACCAAAAUUGAGCGGAAGGAUAAAAUUGAAGACGGGAACAGAGUACUUAUACAGAAAUUCCAGUCCCAGUUGACCCAACAACUUGAGAUCUUACACAAGACUGUGGCAGCCUCAAUGACUCAACAAGAGCAGCAGCUGAAAGACAUGGAGGAAGAUAUGCAGUCCUUUGUAUCAACAAAAGCCGAGGCUACUGAAGAACUUCGAGGAAGGGUUGGAAAGCUGAAAACCAUGUAUGGAUCUGGUAUUAAAGCAUUGGAUGAUAUGGCCAAGGAGCUCGAGGAAAAUUCUCGUUCUACUUUUGGUAGUCUGAAUUCUGAAGUUUCCAAGCAUUCGCAUGCUGUUGAGGGUUUCUUCCAAAGAAUUGCUUCAGAAGCUGAUGCAUUAUUCAAUGAUCUUCAAAGCAAUCUUCAGAUGCAGCAGGAAAAGCUAAGUGCAUUUGCGCAACAGCAGCAUAAGGCACAUGCGAGAGCAGUAGAAACUGCACAAUCAGUUUCGAAAAUCGUAGUUAAAUUCUUCAAGACUCUAGACGUGCAUGCUUCCAACCUGACCCAAAUUGUGGAAGAAGCACAAAUAAUUAAUGAUCACAAAUUGUCUGAACUGGAAAAGAAGUUUCAGGAGUGUGCUGCGAAUGAAGAAAGACAAUUGGUGGAGAAAGUGGCAGAGCUGCUUGCAAGUUCAAAUGUGAGGAAGAAAAAACUGGUGCAAAUGGCGGUGCAUGAACUCCGGGAAAGUGCAAACAGCAGAACCAACAAACUGCAGCAAGAAAUGUCAACCAUGCAGGAUUCCACCUCUUCUAUCAAAGUUGAAUGGUCAGUCCACAUGGAAAAAACAGAAUCCAACCAUUUUGAGGACACAUCUGCAGUGGAAAGUGGAAGGAAAGCCCUGGAAGAGGUUCUUCAUAACUGUAUAAAUAAGACAAAAAUGGGCGCACAACAGUGGAGGAAUGCUCAAGAAUCCUUGCUCAGCCUAGAAAAAAGCAAUGUUCAUUCUGUGGAUUCCAUUGUUAGUGGAGGAACCGAAGCGAACCAAAUCCUUUGUAGACAGUUUUCUUCUGCUGUAUCUGCUGCUGUUGAAGAUGUUGACAUUGGGAACAAUGAUCUCCUCUCAUCCAUUGAACAUUCAUUACAUCUUGACCGUGAUGCUUGUGGAAAUCUCAAUUCCAUGAUUUUUCCUUGCUGUGGAGAUCUGAGGGAACUGAAGGGCAGUCACUACCACAAGAUUGUUGAAAUUACAGAGAAUGCUGGGAAAUGUCUUCUGGAUGAAUAUGCGGUGGACGAGCCAUCUUGUUCGACACCAAGAAAGAGGCCAUACAAUCUGCCAACCUUUGCAUCAAUUGAAGAACUUAGAACUCCUGCUUUUGAAGAAUUGUUGAAGUCAUUCUGGGAUUCGAAGUCCUCAAAACAAGUAAAUGGAGACAUCAAACAUAUUGUGGCAGCAUAUGACGCUGCCCAAUCCUUGAAAGACUCCAGAGUUCCUCUCACCGCUAUUAACUAAGGUGAGCAGAGAACAUAAUAAUUAGGAGGUAUAAUGGUAAAAGAGAAAGAAAGGGGGGGGGGGGGGGGGGAUUGUGUACAGAGUUUAUGGGUCAAUCACGAACUCUGCAUAUCUUAUUCGUUGAUUGCAUGUUUAAAGAAAGUUCCUUUUGUAUGAAAAAAUAUGAUAGAUUUUUUGUGCACUAUAACUCUGCUUGCAACAAUUGACAACAGGGGGCUGUUCUGAUUUCGGAAUUUA